Molecule: messenger RNA, 5515 nt
Organism: Sycon ciliatum
Lineage: Eukaryota; Metazoa; Porifera; Calcarea; Leucosolenida; Sycettidae
Exons: 23
Coding region: 556-5298 (1580 amino acids)
Biological process (GO): homophilic cell-cell adhesion
Cellular component (GO): membrane; extracellular region
Molecular function (GO): calcium ion binding
Source: RefSeq, a predicted model, not a curated record
UCAAUAAUUAUUAGCUAGCACGCUACGCUUGGUCAGGUGUCGCUUCUAGAAAUUCCAAUGUAGCGCCCGCUUUGCCUUACUUCCCGGCGCCGGCUGGAAAAUGUUGCAAAGCACGACCACAAACCUUCACGAUCAUCAUCUGCCGCAGAAGCUGGAAGCUGAAACUGUAUAAAUCUAACAUUUUUGGGGAAUUUUCUCUGUCUGCUUCGUCCACUUCUGAAGUAUUUGGACGCACGGAGCAGCAAACAGUGCAGAUACGCUGGAGCUCGUUCACCAGUGCAGUCCAUGUUCACCUGGGCCACUGCCAUUAUCCAAGACGCAAGACUAGACUGGCACAAAAAUGAUAACCCCCAAGUCAUCUUGCCACUACCCAUAACAUUAGUCAUUAGUCGAAUAGUGCGUGCACAAUCCUGCAUUUCCUGGCUUUCCAAACUGAUGGCGGGUCUUCGCGCUAGACGAAGUGCCGCCUUGUAGAGUCUACUACAAGUAGGCAGUAGGCCAAGGAAUAAUAUUACCGCGGCAGUAGCUGAAGUCAGUGAAGAACACACCCGGGCAAUGGCACUCAGUCAAGGUUUUCUUCAGAACAGUUGGCGCUGUAGAACUGUUACUUCACGCACAGCGGCGCUGGUAUGGGGAGCAUUGACGCUUCCUCUUCUCCAGACCAUUGUUUGCCGACACCUCGUCAGCGCAGAAGCAACAACGGUAGCUGAUUGUUUGCAGCCAUGCCUUUCCACCGCGCACAGCCAAGCGGUAAUCUCAGUCGGACCAGAAGUCGACUCCUGUAUACUCCAGUGCAAUGUCAGCAGCGGCAGCGAGCCACUGGUCAGGUUCAGCAUCCCGGAUCACAGUGUGUACAACAUCAGCGAGGCAACUACCUACGGGAAUGCCGCCGUGUUAAACUUGUCCACGCUAAUAACCAUAACGAACACAACAAUAGCAGGAGUGCUGAUAUCCGUACGCUAUGCUGCAGUGGAUAGCUCAUACAAGAUCACCGUGGGCCAGGAUAGUGGCGACGUUGUGCUGCUCUCGGCAUUCGACUACGAGCUGCAACGCCAGCACACUGUACUGGUCUACGCAUGGGUCUACUCGGUGGACGGUGUGGUGCUGUUUAACCAGUCGGCAGUACUGCCACUGCUAUCUGCUAGUCGCCUGUGUCUGGCUAACACCAGCGUUGUGCUGAAUAUCACCAACGUCAAUGACAACUCACCGGUGUUUGCACGCCAGUCCUAUUCUCUUGUGGUGACUAGUGGAUUUGCUGCGCUCUUUGAAACCCUUGCUAAGAUUCCAGCAUCAGAUGCCGAUGGUGAUGCAGUGGGAUAUCAGCUGGUUGGCAUCUCGUCUCCGGCACCGGAAUCCCAACCUCUGCCGUUCGGCAUGGACAAUGCCACUGGCAGUGUGAGCGUGACGGGCAACGUCCUGGACGGCCUUUACAACAUGACGUUGAUAGCUACGGACGGCCGGCACUUCACCGGUGUGUCACUGCUCAUCACCGUCAUCAACUCCUCACGCCUGUGCAGCGACGACAGCGGUGGUGGUAGCCUGUGUAGGAACGGUGGCACGUGCGUCCGGGACAGCGCCGAGUCGCAAACCGGCGGCUUCACCUGCUACUGUGUACCAGGCUUCAAGGGAUCUAUGUGUGAAGUGAACGAUACGUGUGUUCUGGAUGUCAAUAGCGCUUGUUCACACCUGCCACAGGCAACCUGUUCCCAGGGCCAGCAAAUCACCACGUGUCUUCACCCCGCCAGCACGGUGAUAGUGCGAGAGUACAAGCCACUCACAGUCUACAGCAGUAUCAGCUACCCUGCACUGGAUGUGUACAGCAGCCAAGCACCGCGCCUAUGCUAUGCCACUUCCCAGUUUCAGCCACAGCUUGCGGCCAGCUCUGCUGUCAAGGUCCAGGUGAAUGCUUCCGUUUCAAGAAACGUUUUCUCGUUGUCUCUACUGGAAGAGGAUGCGAAAGCGCUUUCGGUGUUCUUGCAGGUGUGCUGUCCGGAUCAAGGUUGCUUUGACAUAGGCUCUCUUCACUCGCCGCCGGAUCCCAAUGUCCAGUUCAUGCCCAUGGACUUCAAACUAUCAGCCCAGCUGGUGCUGAACACUGAGGUACUACCAUGCCCAGUUCUGCCACGACCUACCGGUGGAGUGCUGAGCUGUGAGACAUCGGCGGACGGCAGCUACUUUGUGUCUUGCCAGUACAGCUGCAAUGAACUAUAUUUCCUACGCGGUGCUCAAGAGUUGGUUUGCCUCUCCAACGGUACGUGGAACCAUGAAAGGGCAGUUUGCUGGAUCCCCGACUGUGGCGAACUGCCUUUGAUUGUGUCGAGCAAUAACUUCACGGCGGGUCAGCCGGUCUGCACUGGUCUCACGUACACGCAGACAUGUGUGAUCACGUGUCCUCGUGGUAGUCGUCUUCACGUGGCCGGACGGCGGCAGUGCCUGGUGUCUGGCAACUGGUCCAGCAGCAGUGUAGAGUGUCGCGUGUUUGAUCCAUGCCUGGCAGGAACACACAACUGCCACGCAACACUGGGAGUGUGUCAGCUGUUCGCGUCGGCCACUUUCGGCUGUUCGUGCACGCCGGGGUAUGCCGGCAAUGGGUUCUACUGCUCAGCUGAUCGCGACGACGAUGGCAUUCCCGAUGAACACAUGCCCGAGUGCAACACCACCAGCCGAUUCUGCCGUGCGGACAACUGCCUAUCGCUGCCGAACAGUGACCAAGAUGAUAGUGAUGGUGAUGGUCUUGGGGACCUAUGUGAUAGCGAUAGUGAUGGAGAUGGCGUACUCAACGACAACGAUAAUUGCCAGCGUGUGGCCAACGUUGAUCAGGUCGAUUCGGAUGGCGAUGCCUUGGGCAAUGCGUGCGACAACUGUGUCGACACUCCAAACUUCUACCAAACGAACAGCGACGCUGACGCGUUGGGAGACGCAUGCGACGAGGAUGCUGACAAUGACUCGGUCAUGAACGUCACGGACAAUUGCAUCAUCGUGCCCAACUUGGAUCAAGUGGAUACGGAUGCAGAUGGUGUAGGCGAUGCAUGCGACAACUGCCCUCAUCUGAUUAAUCCGGAUCAGGUUGACACCAAUCAGAAUGGACUGGGUGACGCAUGUACUACCGGAACUAAGGACACGGACGGGGACGGGAGACCAGACCCAUUCGACAACUGCAUCUAUGCUAUCAACAUAGACCAGCUCGACACUGACAAUGAUGGACUUGGCGAUGCAUGCGAUCUUGAUGUUGACAACGACACCAUCUUGAAUGACGUCGACAACUGUCCUCUUGUUGCAAAUGCUGACCAAGUUGAUGGAGAUGGUAACCGAGUUGGUGAUCAGUGUGAGCAAGACAGCGAUGGCGACGGAGUGCCUGACACACAGGACGCAUGCCCGUUCAACCGAGACGUGCAGGCUACUGAUUUCCGGCGUUUCCUGCGCAUAGCCCUGGAUCCCAUUGGGCAGACCCAGGCUGACCCGGUGUGGGUCAUCCUGGACCAGGGCGCUCAGAUAUUGCAGCUUAGCAACAGUGAUCCAGGUAUUGCUGUGGGAGAGACAUCCCUCGACUACAUGUCCUUCUCCGGCACGUUCUACAUCGGUCAAGCCGCGAACGUUGACGAUGACUAUGCCGGCUUUGUGUUCGGCUACCAGAGUAACACGCAGUUCUACGUGUGUAUUUGGAAACGCCAGCGUCAGUACUCGUUUGUGGACACGCCUCACCCCCGGCCGGUGGCGAGAGUCGGAAUACAACUGCGGGCCCUGAACUCAUCGACCGGUCCAAGCACUGACCUGGCACAGUCGCUAUGGUACUCGGGCAGCAUGGCCAAUCAGAGUCACCUCAUCUACCACGAGAACAGCGUGUCCUGGCAGUUUGAAACGCCGUACCGCUGGACGCUCAUCCACAACCCGCAGAACGGCUACAUUCGAAUGCAGUGGUAUCAGGGCUCGACUAAGAUUGCAGAUUCCCUGGGAAUCCACGACACCACGAUGCGGGGAGGACGCCUAGGCGUGGCCGUCUACUCUCAGGCCAAUAUCACCUAUUCCAAGCUGCGGUACACAUGCCUGCGGAACACAGACUACGCCCUAUCGUUCUCCGGCAAUACUGCGGGCAUUGCAUUGACUGGGUCUAAGCAACUCUCCAUACUGGACUCCAGCUUCACGGUGAACUUCUGGGCAUACAUGAGAGGCUGCAGCAACCCGCAGUGCAAUUUCAACAGGCAGCUCGACUUUGGUGUGUCGGGCGACGCGUCGGUGGAUUUCGGCAUCUUUCAUCAGGUGUCCAGCGCACUGGACGACUAUGACCUGCUGGUCCACAGCGGAACUACACCAACAAGCUCCACCGGCCCCUCGGAUGACCAUACGCCCGGUGACGUCAACGGCAAUUACCUGUAUCUGGAGGCAUCCACCGCGCUGGCGGUCAAUCGCUACGGUGCCAGGGCCAUCCUGGAGAGUGAUUGCUUUCUGACGGCAACGCUAUGCUCGCUUAGCUUCUACUACCAUAUGUAUGCGCUGUCGGCCACGUACCAAGGUCAGCCACUGGAUGGUAUGGGCUGGCUAGAAGUGGAGGUGCUGGACCUGGAGAACCAGGAUACAGCUGGUUGGCAGCUGGUAUGGUCAAUGUGGGGAGACCAGGGCAACUCCUGGCACAAAGCCACAGUGGACUUGUCGUCGUAUAAGGGAGCAAUUCAGCUACGCCUAGUGGUGUGGAGAGGUGCACUCAUUCGCAGUGAUAUAGCUCUGGACGAUAUAGAGUUCUCGGCUGCGUGUGGCAUCACAGAUCACUGUACUGCACAUACCAGCAAGCCUAUCAUUGGCAGCAGUAACACGACAGGCUUGUCAAUCCAGCUGAACAAUGCUCAGGUUGUUGCCAGUUUCCAGGAUGCCUCAAUCAGCAGCAUGGGUCGUAUAGAAUUCAAUCGCUGGACACACAUUGCCUAUCAGUACGACAUGGCUACUCGAACUCAGAGCUUGUGGGUGAACGGUGUGGUGAACGGCUCAGCGGCAGGCAGCGGGCCGUACACUCAUGACUUUCCUUUCAUCCUCGGCGGAUCAGAUCUCAACAACCAAACUCUAAGCAACUGCAUACUGGAUGAGUUGCAAGUGUGGAGGUCCACGAUCGCCGUGAAUGAAAAAUACAAUGUUGAAAUCAUUGCCGAUCAGGAACCGUAUCUGACAGCAUACUGGAGAUUCGACUCGGCGUACACCUCACGGCAGUUUGUGGAUGCAACUAAGCAGGUCUCGAAUAUUCAGCUUCCGCAGAAUCUCUCAGUGGUGACAUCCUCACUGCGCCACGAAGGUGGGCCACCAAGGACUUGAGAAAGAGUGGCUCAACAUUCUUUAUCACAGGUCAACGUGGUAGCUACUAAUCAAGAAAUAUGCUACUGCACUGUGACAAAAAAAGUGGUUAAAAAAUUCAAAAACACUCUUUGCUUUACGGCCCAUAUAAUGCUAUUAUUUGCCAAACCCCAUAUUUAAAUAUUUUUGCUAUUCCGCUAUGGCAUACUGCUGGAAAUAAAAAUUUUAAAUAAAUAAA